Messenger RNA from Rhagoletis zephyria (snowberry fruit fly), 1251 nucleotides. Its product is annotated as putative nuclease HARBI1. NCBI's taxonomy places the organism in Eukaryota, Metazoa, Arthropoda, Insecta, Diptera, Tephritidae. The record is from RefSeq and is a predicted model, not a curated record.
UAAUUUUGCAAGUACGGACGCAGAGGAAACAGAGGCGAAAUUAUACUUCUAUGAAAAGUGUGGCAUUCCGGGCGUGUUGUUUGCAAUAGAUGGCACACAUAUACAAAUGAUAAGACCAACAAGGAAUGAGCAUUUGUACUACAAUGAAAACUGAAGCACAGUAUGAAUGCAAUGGUUAUGUGUGACCACAAGAUGAGAAUUAGAGCUGUUGACGCGCGAUACGGUGGUGCAUGCCAUGAUUCCCAUGUAUGGAACCUGUCCAGUGAGAGAAGGGCUUUAAAAGCUCGUUUUGAUAAUGGCGAGAGAGGGAUAUGGAGUCUUGGCGACUCAGGAUAUCCAUUGGAACCAUGGAUGUUAACUCCCUAUCGUAAUGCCGCCGAAAAUUCAGCGGAAGGCCGGUUUAAUCACUGCCAUGCCAAAGGACGGUCAAUCAUCGAACGAGUAUUUGGAAUAUUGAAAGGAAGGUUUCGAUGUCUUUUGGCAGCACGCGAGCUGCAUUAUACUCCGCAAAAGGUUUCAGCUAUAAUGAACGUUUGCUGCGCUUUGCACAACAUUUGUCUGCAAUUUAAAGCUGAGCUGCAACCUUCAGAAGUUUUUCCCACAGAAGAUGUACAUUUAUUAGAAACUGUGUAUAUGGUGGAAGCGGACAGUAGUACAGCAAAUAUUUCUAGGAACUUAAGAGAUGAAAUAAGAAACAGUUUAAUUGCAUAGGUGUAGCAAAAUAUUUUAUUAAUUCAAGUGUGUGUAUACAUAGUAGCUCAAAAUCAAAUCAUAAAGUGAUAUUUUAACAAUAUUCGCAAUGUUUUUAAUUCUGAAACUUUUUUGUAAAUAUUUUAAAAUAGUAUAGCUGAUUAUCUAAAAAAAUCGUAUAAAUCUAAGUUGUAAACUUGUGCCAAAAUUAGGAAAUAUCAACAAAUUUUCAUACAAAUUGCCAACUUUUUUACUAGAAUUUCUUGACAAAAAUUUGGCCUGUUAAACUUAAAUAUAAUGUGGAAGUUCUAAGUCCAUAAAAAAUUCCGUUGAUUUUUGAUAACUUUCUUUGCUGACGGUCUUGGACAUUUUUUUCCAUACAAAGUAUAUUUUUUUAUAUGGAAGAAAAUGCACAACACCGCAAAGAAAGUUAUCAAAAAUCAGCGGAAUUUUUUAUGGACUUCGAACUUUCACAUUAUAUUUAAGUUUAACAGGCCAAAUUUUUUCAAGUAAUUUUAGUAAAAAAAGUUGGCUAUUUGUAUGAAAAUUUGUUGAUAUUUU